Molecule: messenger RNA, 2547 nt
Organism: Antechinus flavipes (yellow-footed antechinus)
Lineage: Eukaryota; Metazoa; Chordata; Mammalia; Dasyuromorphia; Dasyuridae
Gene: TMEM240
Product: transmembrane protein 240
Exons: 5
Coding region: 1-798 (265 amino acids)
Source: RefSeq, a predicted model, not a curated record
AUGCUGGGACCCUCUCUCUGGGCGGUUAGCUUCGGAUCUAGCGGGGCGUCAUCGCCGGCCAGCAGGGAGCACCAAGAGUCGGACUGCCGGACUCAGCUUCAGCACCCCACUUCCCACGUUGCUGCGGCAGUAACCAGGCCCGGGAGGGGGGAGCCGGGGAGCUGUGGGAAGUGUCGGACCAGAGAAGAUGGUAGCGGCGGCUGUGAGCUCGCCGCAUCGGGGCCGAGCCGGGAUGGGGUGGGCGCGGGGGGCUCCGGCCCGGGCCGGCCCUGCGGGCUGCCCAUGAGCGCAAACACGAUGAUCUUCAUGAUUCUGGGGGCGUCUGUAGUGAUGGCCAUCGCCUGCUUGAUGGACAUGAACGCGCUGCUGGACAGAUUCCACAAUUACAUCCUCCCGCACCUGCGGGGCGAGGACCGCGUCUGUCAUUGCAACUGUGGCAGGCACCACAUCCACUACGUGAUCCCCUACGACGGGGACCAGUCUGUGGUCGACUCCUCGGAGAACUAUUUUGUGACAGACAACGUGACGAAGCAGGAGAUUGACCUGAUGCUGGGGCUGCUGCUGGGAUUCUGUAUCAGCUGGUUCCUGGUGUGGAUGGAUGGGGUCCUGCACUGCGCUGUGCGGGCCUGGAGGGCCAGUCGCCGCUUUGACAACUCAUGGUCCUGGCUCCCCAAAUUCUGUAGUUUGAAGGACUUCCGGAAACGACCCCACCGGCCGUAUGAGGAGCCCACAGGAAACAUGGUGCACAUCAAACAGAAGCUUUACCACAAUGGCCACCCCAGCCCCCGGCACCUCUGAGCCCCUGCCCUUGGCUUGGCUGAGCCCACGGAGGGACUUGGGACACAUGGACGGACCAUUGGACCACAGGGUGGACACUGCCCAGUGUCUAUGGCUAUAUCCCUUGGGGUCUGGGGCCUAUGGACCUACAGCUGGCAGGGCCCACCUUAUGUGGACCAGGAGCCAGCCUGGCCCUGACCCUGGCCUGCUUGGGCUCCAGCACUGGACCUCUGUACAUAUGUAAGAAGGAUCUUUGCUUAUCAACCCUUCCCCCACCCUCAGGAGGCUCCACAGCCCAAGCCCAGGGCGGCCCCGCCUCCUGCCCCCAGACCCUGGAAAGCGCCUCUCUGGGGUCCCAGCCCUCUCCUGGCCCCUGGGCCCAGGAUGUCUGCUGCCUGGGUGGUCAUCCUGCACUUGGGUGGGGCUCCCAGAAGAAGGUGCUGUGUCUUUUCUCUCUCUCUCUCUUUUUUUUUUUAGGGGCAUAGGGUUUGGGGUGGGAGGGAAUGGGAUGGAGUCCCUCUAGGGCCUGUGCUGAGCUGGGAUCAUUUGACUGGAGGUCAAAGAAAGGCAAGGAAAGGAGAAAAUUGGGGAAGGGGGAAUAGCUCAGCAGAGAGAUGGGGUAAAACAUGGAGGGGGUCCCUCCCUUGCAGCUGGGACUCCCUGGCUGUUUUGUUAGGUUGUGCCUCAGUUUCCCAAGCUACAAUUAGGAGAGGAAUGCCAUGCUUGAAAAUCCCUGAAGAAACAUUGGAACGGGAACGAUGGCAGGGGUAACAGUUGCAGCAUUAAGCAGGGUGACCCCCUUCCCCUAAGUACUCUGCAGGAAGGUGCUACAGCCAGAGGGGGGAUGGUGGCAGUUGGGUAACUUGAGAUCCCUAGCAGGGAGGGGAGUGUGUAUGUGUGUGUGUGUGUGUGUGUGUGUGUGUAUUUGAUCCAUGGUGUUGUUCAAAAUUGAUUGCGGAGUGUAGGAAGAGGGCGCUGAGUGUGAGAAGACUGGUUUUAGGAGAGAGGACCUGGCUCGCUGCAGUCAGUCUCCAUCCUCCUCCCCUGACCCUCCAUCCGGCAUUUCGGGGCCCGGGGGCUGCCCACUCGGUGUGGCCCGCUCCAUCCACUGGUUUCAUCGUCUCUGGCCGGCUCCUCCGUCGGGGGUCACGUUCUUACUUCUGUAACGGCCAGCGUCCGCGUGGUUCCUGUCCGCAUUCAUGUCCAUUUGUCAGGCUGUCCGGGGAGCUGACUCUCAGGGGAAGGUGUCAGGGCCUCAGAGAGGAGCAAGAGCCUGGGCUGCCGGAGGAUGAGGGAGGCAGCGGAUGGGGGCGUCCAGAGGAGCGAGGGGGGGGGUGCUCUGUGGGCUCCUGGGCCCGCUCUUGGAUGAGGGGUCAGGUAGCACAAUAGGUGAGGGUCGUGGUCCUGAGGCAAAGGAGAGUGAUGGGGGCAGGGAAGGAAGAGUUCCCGUGAGAGGAAACAACUCAGUUGGGGAGAAAGCUGCCUCCAUUCUGUGUGAUCAUGUGGAUGAAGCACGUGGGUCUGCAGAGUGCCCAGGUGAGGGGGAGGCCGGGUCCGGCCUGGUAGCCGUCAGCACGCCGAGGCUCCUGGGGGUGUCCGGGGAGCCUGCCUGGUCCCGUGGAGGGGCAAGCCCCCGGGAGGCCCAGAGCAGAGCUGCCUCAGGCCCCCGAGGCCUUUCACUGUGAUCACCUCCACCAGCCUGCCCAUCGCCACCUCACCCCUCCCUCUCCCUGGGCCUGGUUGCCUCAGUCAGUAAAAACGUUUGGGGCA